AUGGCCACAGUGAGCCAUUCGAAUCCCGACAUGUGGGGUCCUCUCAAUGAGUACGAUGAGCGAGUACAAACACGCCAGCUCAGAGAGGAUGAGCACCAGCGAGGAAUCGUGCAGAGCCUUCAAGAUCUUCACGAUAUGCUCAAAGACUACCACGCCCCUAAAGUCGUGCACCCAAGCAUCGAGUCUUUGAAGUCACCUUCGCGGUCCCUCUUAGGAUCCUUGUUCCACCGCCAGCCUCCAAAGAAACGUACUCAAUUACCUCCGAAUCUACCGAAGGGGCUUUAUAUGUUUGGAGAUGUCGGUAGUGGGAAGACGAUGUUGAUGGAUAUGUUUUAUGAUACUCUGCCGCAUAAUAUCACUUCGAAGACGCGCAUACAUUUUCACAAUUUCAUGCAAGAUGUACAUAAGAGACUGCAUGCGAUGAAGAUGGAGCAUGGGACUGAUCUGGAUGCUGUACGAUAUGUUGCUGCUGACAUUGCUGAGAAGGGGAGCGUACUCUGUUUUGACGAGUUCCAAUGUACAGAUGUUGCUGAUGCUAUGAUUUUGAGAAGUCUGCUUGAGGCUCUAAUGUCUCACGGAGUAGUCCUCGUUACUACCUCGAAUCGGCACCCUAAUGACCUGUACAAAAAUGGCAUUCAACGCGAGUCGUUCAUCCCCUGCAUAAAUUUGCUUAAAACUAGUCUUAGAGUCCUAAAUCUCGACUCUACAACGGAUUACAGAAAAAUACCACGGCCACCUUCUGGCGUUUAUCACCAUCCUAUGGACAAAGCUGCCAUUUCCCACGCUGAUAGGUGGUUUCGCUUCUUCGGUGACUUCGAGAACGACCCACCUCACGCUACGACUCAGCAAGUUUGGGGAAGGAAUAUCCAGAUUCCCAAAGCCAGUGGAAGUGCGGCCAUGUUUAAAUUCGACGAAUUGAUUGGGAGAGCAACCGGCGCUGCCGACUAUUUAGAGCUGAUGAGGAGCUACCAUGCUUUCGUAGUCACGGGGGUACCGGGUAUGACGCACCGAGAAAGGGACUUGGCAAGAAGAUUUAUUACAUUCAUUGACGCUGUUUACGAGAGUCGAGCGAAGUUGGUCCUCACGACUACGGUACCCCUUUUUCAGCUCUUCAUGUCACCUGAUGAAGUGGAUGAUGCCCUCGAAGGCGGCAGGAAGGCUGGCUCAGUCAAGCAUGCAGAGGAACACGAAGGCGUGGACGAUGUGAUGCGGCAGAUGAUGGACGAUCUCGGGAUGAGCAUGAAUAUGCUGAAGAACAGCAGCCUCUUUUCCGGCGACGAAGAAAGAUUUGCCUUCUCCCGAGCCCUAAGCAGGUUGAGUUUGAUGGGGAGUCAGGAAUGGGUCGAGCAAGGUCUGGGAAUGGAGGACCGAGGUGGGCUGGACGAAAAAUUGGAUUGGCAGAGAUUGAGGUCGAGGUGGAGAGAAGAUAGUAUGUGA
Molecule: messenger RNA, 1437 nt
Organism: Letharia columbiana
Lineage: Eukaryota; Fungi; Ascomycota; Lecanoromycetes; Lecanorales; Parmeliaceae
Exons: 5
Coding region: 1-1437 (478 amino acids)
Biological process (GO): protein quality control for misfolded or incompletely synthesized proteins
Cellular component (GO): cytoplasm; mitochondrion
Molecular function (GO): ATP binding; ATP hydrolysis activity
Source: RefSeq, a predicted model, not a curated record